AUGAAGAGUAAACGACAUUUCUCUGCUCUCUUGUUUCUCUCCACUCCAGUAUCAUCCCAACUCAAUAAACUCUUUUAUCCGGGAUUCAAAGAUUUGAACUCCAACAUAACCUUACGUCGAGAGGCAAAAAUAAAGAAAAGUGGCAUUCUUUGCUUAACAAACGAUACCUCUUAUUUACCAGGUCAAGCCUUCUAUAGCUCGCCGAUCCAGUUCAAGAACUCCACAAAUGGACAAGUCUUUUCUUUCUCCACCUCUUUUGCUCUAGUUAUUGUCCCUGAAUAUCCAGAACUUGGUGGCCAAGGCCUCGCCUUCACGAUCUCAACAUCUAAAGACCUCAAAGGUUUUCCAAGUCAGUACCUAGGCCUCUUUGGUAAUGUGAAAAACUUUUCAAAUCAUUUAUUUGCUGUUGAGUUCGAUACAGUUCAAAGUAACAAUGUUGAAUCUCAAGAGCUUUACGACAUGCAAGGCAACAAUGUUGGCAUCGCCAUCAACAGCUUGAAUUCGAAUGUCUCUUCAACUGCAGCCUACUUCGAUGACAGUUCAACGAAACAAAAUUUUAAUCUCAAGAGUAGAAAACCAAUCCUGGCUUGGAUCGAUUACGAUGCAUCUGAAAAUUUGUUAAAUGUCACCAUCUCUCCACAUUCUUCCAAACCAAGAUUGCCUCUCUUGUCUUUUAACGUCAAUCUUUCACCAAUCUUUCAUGAGUUCAUGUAUAUUGGCUUCUCUUCUGCAACAGGAAUGCUUGCUAGUUCUCAUUAUAUUUUAGGCUGGAGUUUUAAAAUCAAUGGAGAAGCUAGAGCUCUUGAUCUCGUUUCCCUUCCUCCAAUCCCGGACAAGAAAAAACAGACAGGUUUGUUGAUUUGCCUUUGA
Pistacia vera is the source of this 870-nucleotide messenger RNA. RefSeq names its product L-type lectin-domain containing receptor kinase S.4-like. Bases 1 to 870 code for a protein of 289 amino acids. Gene Ontology annotation, molecular function: carbohydrate binding. The transcript has 2 exons. Lineage: Eukaryota; Viridiplantae; Streptophyta; Magnoliopsida; Sapindales; Anacardiaceae. The record is from RefSeq and is a predicted model, not a curated record.